AUGUGGCGAACGCAGCCUCGUCGCUUUCGGGCUGUGCGCCAGCCCAAGCCCAAGCCCGAGUCCCAGCGCCUCACCCAGCCCGAGCCCCAGCGCGUCGGCCAGCCCGGGCUUCAUGUUGACAUUCUGCCCAAAGCCGACAAUGGGACGGUGGUGCCGGUGCCGGUGCUGGGCUUCCGCCUCAUCCGGGCCGCGCAGAUCAACGCCAGCGGGGCCGUGACCCUUCCGGCCACGUUCGUCAAUGGGACGUGGAGCAGGGUGAACAGCAACGCGCUGAACGCGAGCCAGUCGUUCAUCUACGCGUGCCGGCUGGCAUUCCCCAACGGCACCGCGCUGCGGCCGGAGCCCGCCACGCUCCGGCUGCAGCUGUACAUUUUCAACCGGUCCUUGAACAUCACGCUCGACCGCCUGCUGGCCUACAACACGACGCCGGCCUACUCCAAGAUGACCCUGAGCAUCUCCCACUGGCCCUGGCUCGAGGCCGAGCAGCACGCGGCCGACCGCCUGCAGGUGCGGCUGCGCAUCACGCCACCGUUCAACGGCACCCUACAGGCCGGCAACGAGAGCAACGGCCUGGUGCAGACCUUCACGCUCACGGGCCAGGCCCUGCCGCCCUUCAUCGAGAAGCUGCUCAACGGCCGCCAGCUGGUGCGGCGCGUGCGGCUGGUGGACGCGGUGGAGCUCGACAGCCAGGUGGUGGUGACCAACACGAGUGCGCUGUCAAUGCUCGGGGCCGAGCGAAGCAAGGUCGAUUUCGCGCUGAACAUCACCACAUCCGAGCUCGUGCUCUCGUUCGGCCACUUCAACUCCACCCUCGUCUACGACCCCGAUUUCGGGGUAUUGCUCGAGGGCAAGGAGAACGGCGGAGGAGAUGGGAACGGGGUUGGGAGCGACGACAACACGGCCCUGAUCGUGUCGGUCUCCGUAUUGGUGCCCGUCGCGGUGCUGGUCGUGGUGGCCGUCGUGGUCGGCGCGCUCGUGCUCACGCGGCAGGCACGAGCCCGAUUCACCGCCGCCGCCGUCCAGUCCACCGCCAACAUCAACUUUUCGUCAGAGGACCUCUGA
This is a messenger RNA of Acanthamoeba castellanii str. Neff, 1062 nucleotides long. RefSeq lists its product as uncharacterized. The transcript is spliced from 7 exons. Bases 1 to 1062 code for a protein of 353 amino acids. The record is from RefSeq and is a predicted model, not a curated record. Lineage: Eukaryota; Discosea; Longamoebia; Acanthamoebidae.